GUAUUGAGAAGGAAAUUUCUGCUUUGCAAUCAGAGGAAAAGAAACUUGUUGCUGAGAUAAAAAAGACUGCUAAAACUGGAAAUGAGACAGCAACAAAGGUAUUAGCACGUCAGCUAGUCAGACUUAGACAGCAAAUAGCCAACUUGCAAGGUAGUCGGGCUCAAAUGAGAGGUAUAGCGACUCACACUCAGGCAAUAUCUGCCCAAUCUUCGGUUGCUGCAGGCAUGAAAGGAGCAACUAAGGCGAUGACUGCUAUGAAUAAGGUUCGAUGGGACGAUCGCGCGUCAUCUAAUUAUAAGUUUUCUGUUUGGUUGCAUGAAAGAAUGAAAUAUAAAUGGGACUUUUCCAUUUUUGCCUGGUGGCCCAAAAUAACUACAGUCUGUAGCCCAAAUAUUUGCAUGCUAUUUUAUUUAUAGUUUUUAUGUUUCUACUUUUAGGUUUUUAUGUUUAGAUAAUUAUUUACGCUAUUUAUGUUGAAGUUACUAAUGCUCUUUUGUUGUUUUGUUUUGUUGUUCCUUUCCUUCACUGAGCCGAGGGUCGAUUGGAGACAGCCUCUCUGCCCUUUCGGGUAGGGGUAAGGCCCGUCUACAUAUUACCCUCCCCAGACCCCACUUUGUGG
Molecule: messenger RNA, 619 nt
Organism: Nicotiana tabacum (common tobacco)
Lineage: Eukaryota; Viridiplantae; Streptophyta; Magnoliopsida; Solanales; Solanaceae
Source: RefSeq, a predicted model, not a curated record